Messenger RNA from Poecilia latipinna (sailfin molly), 3177 nucleotides. RefSeq names its product arylalkylamine N-acetyltransferase 1 (gene aanat1). Gene Ontology annotation, cellular component: cytoplasm. Bases 1055 to 1666 code for a protein of 203 amino acids. The record is from RefSeq and is a predicted model, not a curated record. Gene Ontology annotation, molecular function: aralkylamine N-acetyltransferase activity. Gene Ontology annotation, biological process: response to light stimulus; circadian rhythm. Lineage: Eukaryota; Metazoa; Chordata; Actinopteri; Cyprinodontiformes; Poeciliidae. The transcript is spliced from 3 exons.
ACAAAUUAUUCAGUAAACAAUUCAAAUUGACGACGUUUCCCUGGAAGAAAAGAUAUUUAAAAAGUAGCCGUACAAUGGACUCCAUUAAAAAAGGGCUAAACUGUCUCAUAGUUUGAAGCAACAAUAGGUGUUUGAUAGAAUAUAAUUAAACUUCCAGGAGCAUAGUGAAGCAUUAGCAUCAGCCACAGUGAUGAAAUAUUCUUUUUUUAUAUAUAUACAUAAUUAUUAUUAUUUUAGAUCUUUGCUUGCAUAAUGACACACUUUACUUUUCUUUUGACCUCUUUUUUUGAAUGAACCGAUCAGGGCCCCCAGUGUAAAGAUCGGGAUUUGCCACAUCUUACAUAAAUAAUGUUUGUCCAAAAAGAUCAGUGGCUUUAAUGCUGAUGAGGUGACAAACAAACUCAUACACAUCCUGUAAUCCUCUUACAGAACUGGAAAAUAAAGCAGGGAAUUUAACAUAAACUGAGCUUAAAGGAGCAACAUUCAGCUGACUGAAAGUCUCCUACAGAAAAAUAAGAUCAUGUAAUUAAGUCCUGCAGAGCUCCCAAUUAGGCAAGACCAGCAGAGAUGAAAUCAGAGGGUUUUGUGUCACAAAAUUGACGGGAAAAAUACAGUUUAUCCCUCUGAAGGAUUGAUGGACAUAUCUGCUGUCCUGCUGUGACCAAGGUCACAUCUUAAUAGAUAAAAAAAAAGCUUAAUUAGAUACCGCAACUCAUGAUCCAGGAAUCUAGCUCUGACGCAUAAGGAUCAUUGUAAACACACGAUUGGCCCCGCUUACCCCGGGUAAAUAUGUUUAUUGUUCAACCUGCUCGCCAGGAAAGGAGGCUUUGGGCUUCCAGCUCACCCCGGGAUUAGAAACAGCCGCCCCUGCGCACCGAUAUAAAUCCUCCCGGCGCGCCGCGUCCAGCUCAGUCUUUACGCACGAGGCCGGCAGCGCGUGGAGGAAACUAUCCGCGAAGUUGCUGUCCACGAGUGGACUCGAAUAAAACAGUUAUAAGUGGUAUUAUCAGUGUCUUUAACCUGCCUGCUUCUGAAGACAAACGGGACCGUAGGGAUGUCCGUGCUGGGCGCACUGCCGUUCAUGAAGCCGCUGCACCAUGUGCGCUCCCCGGUGCCGCAGGGCCGCCGCCACACGCUGCCGGCCAGCGAGUUCCGCUCCCUGAGUCCGGAGGACGCAAUCAGCGUGUUCGAGAUAGAGAGAGAAGCCUUCAUCUCAGUGUCCGGAGAAUGCCCGCUCCACCUGGACGAGGUGCGUCACUUCCUCACGCUGUGUCCCGAGCUUUCUCUCGGCUGGUUCGAGGAGGGACGGCUGGUGGCGUUCAUCAUCGGCUCUCUGUGGGACCAGGAGAGGCUAACCAUGGAUGCUUUGACUCUCCAUAAGUCUCAUGGAGCCACGGUCCAUAUCCACGUCCUCGCCGUCCACCGGACCUUCAGGCAGCAGGGGAAGGGCUCUAUUCUGAUGUGGCGCUACCUGCAGUACCUCCGCUGUCUGCCCUACGUGCGACGCGCUGUCCUGAUGUGUGAGGACUUUCUGGUUCCCUUCUACCAGAAGUCAGGGUUCAAGGCUUUGGGCCCCGCUGAGAUCACUGUGGGACCUCUCAACUUCAUCGAGAUGUUCUACCCAGUCAGGGGCCAUGCCUUUAUGCGGCGCAACAGUGGAUGCUGAAGGACGGGACUUUGGUUUAAUGUUUCCAAAAACAGGAUGCAUUGACAUUCCUUAAGCCUCGCAUAGUGGAGGCAUGUGAGUGGAGCAGGGAUUUGUCUAAUCUCUGAGUGAAAAAUGUUCAGCAGCCGGUGAGAAGAGAGCCUUCGUGAAGCUGUAAACAAAGAGCUGACCUCCAGCUUUCAGCAACUGUUGGAUACGUUCUUGUUGGCUGGAAACUGUCAAGAUUUGUGCUGAAGAGAGAGAAGUUGCCAUUGGAGCAAAGAGUGCGAGAGGCAACUUCAUGAAACUUUGAAAAACAAAACAUUGUGUGUUUUGAAAGAAAAUGCUGGACACUUAACGAACUGCAAGCUGCCUUUUCUUUCAUCCAGUCCUUGUUAUAGUUCAAACUAUGACUGGGCAAAAAAGCAAAAAAAAAAUAGAUAUCAUGAUAGACAAGAGAUCAAUAUCAAUAGAUAAUACAUCCAGUUGAGUUUUUGCACAGCAUUCUGGGGGAUGUAGGCAGAGGAAAGGUUUUAGCCGCUCAACCUCUAACGGCUAGCUAAGCAAAGUUGGUAGAAUCAACUCACUCACUCACUCUUUGGUUACCUAGCAACAACUUGUGGAGUAAGCAUUAACAGUUUAAGGUUUCUCCUCUGUGGCUCACAACUGCUUAAAAAAAUGGCAUGGAGUGGAAACUGGAUAAAACGGGAAAGGUCGCGUCAUCAGUUUGGCAGUAUUUCAGAUAUUUAAAACAAAAACUAAUCAAUAAUUAUUGAUAGAAAGAUAUGAAACGGUUACAUCGUGACAUGUUUUUCAGUUCCAUUGCCCAGCUGUAGUUCAGACUUUGGAAACUAAAACAUAAAUCCUGAAUGCUGGGUUUUUGAAGCCAAAUUAAGAGGUUUAUACUUUUAUAGAUGAGAACAAAUUUACUGGCACUUGUGAAAAAGACGUGGAAAAAGCCUUACAGUAAACGCCUCGCUCAUUGUAACCAAGCACCCAAUGUGGAGUUGGUUAAAAACUAUUUUACUGUUACUUUUCCCCACAGAAUAAAUAAACUCAAAACUUAUUAUUUCAAACUCUUAAAUUACAUAAUCGUUUACAUCAGUUGUAAUAUUUCAGAUAAAACAUUUAACAAAUCUGUAACAGAUGAGCUGUAAAACGUAACAUCGGUAUUGUAACAGCAUAAAUACAUUGCCAAAGUAAUGAAGGUAAAUUGUAUGAUGAAUGUAAUUAUGGAUGAGUGAUAUCAGCUAUCAAUGUGUUGUUACGGAUCUGAUUGUAUUUUGCUUUUUUUUAACACAUCGGUGUUCCGGUUGGCAAACAUCCUGUAAAUCCAUUUGCCCACCAUCUGUGAACAACGUGUGUAAAAACAGAUCUCAACAGGAAUUAUAUAAUCACAGAACUGCAAAAAUGGAAGAAAAUUGUAUUUUUCCUUGUAAGAUGUCACCCAAUUUGCCUCCUAAAUCCUCAGGGGUUGAAUGUUUUUGUUGUACAGUUUUAUUUUUAAAAUAUAAAGGCUUUAUUUUCUGACU